AGUACCACAUUCCCAUAAUAUGAUUGGAGAAAAGGGAGCACUAUGGAACAUGUCAGCAAAUUCCUUGAUGCUAUGGGGGCUCACGUUGGUGAUAGGGACUUGUGUCUACAUGAGUUCUUUAAGUCUCUCUCUGAUAAGGCUUACACGUGGUACACCACUCUGCUCCCUAGCUCUAUUCGUUCUUGGGAUGAGAUGGAAUUUCCCAGUGAAGGAUUGUCAAGUCUCUUCUUAGCAUUGUUGGCUUCCAAAGUGGCAAUAAGCAUGCUUUUGGCCAUUUUUUACGAUGAGUUUGUGAUCUUCAAAGAAGCAACGGUAUCUCGCCCAAUGGGUACUGUUUUGCUAACAUGGAGUGACAUCAAAGAUAAUCCUGACAUGGAUAUACGGAGUAUACUUAAGCAUAAAAGGUGCAUGGGGCCUUUCAGCCAUAUGCGGGAUGGCCCCAUCGCUAGCAGUCCAGCUAUGCCCUCUGACUGUUCACUUGUUAGUGUGGAGAAGAAUACUUUUAUUAAUCUAUUGGCCUUGUCCAAUGAAUCAAAAUGUUUAACCCUUGAAGCUAAAAACAAAGUACUCGCUGAACACUUGGAAUCUUUUGGCGAAGUUGGUUACAUCACUUCGCCAGACAAGCUGCCAACUCUUCAUGAAGCUCAACUCGUGCUUACUUUUUUCGAGUCUCUUGAGGAUAUUGAUCUUGGGGACAACCCUUCGAAUCCCAAAUAUGUACAUAUCAGCACCACUCUCUUUGCUGACGAAAGAGCCAAGAUGAACGACUUGCUUAGGGAAUAUAAGGAUGUCUUUGCUUGGAAUUAUGACAAGAUGCCUGGGCUUGAUCCAGCCUUGGUGGCCCAUUCUUUGAAUGUUAAUCCCAAAGUAAAACUAGUUGUGCAGCUGAAUUGUGCAUUCCAUGCCGAAAUCAUUAUUAAAAUUAAAGAAGAAGUUGAAAAGCUUUUGGCUACAGGAUUUAUUACUUCGACCAAAAAGCCCACUUGGUUGGCCAACAUUGUACCAGUGUGGAAGAAAAAUGGGCAAAUCAGGUGCGAAAUGUACUCUCUUAUGGAUGGCAGUGGCAGAUAUUACCAUAUCAGUAGAUUGCUCAAGGUUUAUUUAUCUACUUUCAACAAGGUUGUGGGUGCUCUAGUCACUUAAGACGAUAAAAAAGGCAACGAGCAACUUGUUUACAAUGUUAGCCAAAAUCUCAAGGGAGCUGAAUCGAGGUAUCCUCUUGUUGAGAAAAUUUGUCUCACCUUGAUCUCUAUUUCCCAAUGCCUUUGGAACAACAAUGCGACUUUUAUGGUGCCCUACUAUAGCAAAGGCUUGAUGCGCCCUUGAAAGAUUUGUCUA
Rubroshorea leprosula is the source of this 1338-nucleotide messenger RNA. The record is from the annotation of a GenBank genome assembly. NCBI's taxonomy places the organism in Eukaryota, Viridiplantae, Streptophyta, Magnoliopsida, Malvales, Dipterocarpaceae.